Acytostelium subglobosum LB1 is the source of this 918-nucleotide messenger RNA. RefSeq lists its product as hypothetical. Lineage: Eukaryota; Evosea; Eumycetozoa; Acytosteliales; Acytosteliaceae. Bases 1 to 918 code for a protein of 305 amino acids. The transcript is spliced from 4 exons. The record is from RefSeq and is a predicted model, not a curated record.
AUGGACAUUGCAUGUUUGAUUGAUGUUAGACAACAUACUACGAGAUUGACCGAACAAUUACAAGAGAACCAUGAAUGUUUCCAGAAGAAAGUCAAGAAGACACAUGCCUUGGAGGAGAAGAUAAAGGAUUCAAUUGCAUCAUUGUCAGCUUGGGACAACAAGAUAUACAAUCUUCUUCAAAUUGGUAGUAACUCAGAUAUUGAGAUACAAAGAUUGGCAUUGGUACAAGAUAAUUACUGGAGACAUUUGAAGGGAGGAGAGUACAUGAAGAAUGAGUUGACAAACAAGAUCCAGAACAUUAGUGAGGACAAGGAACAAUUAAGACAAGAGUAUAUUCAAUCUGCUACAGAGUUCAAUAAGUGGCAAUUGGAAUAUGGCAAUAUACAUACUAUCAAGCAUGUGACAAUCAAAGAUGAAAUGGAGUUGGACCAUCUCAAGCUACAAUACUACCAGAACCUAUCAAUACAGAAUGAGAAGAGGUCCUCACAAGACAAGACCAAAAAAGUUGAAGAAGAUAUAUCAGAGUUGACUCAGAGCAUCAGAGAGAAGGAACUUACAAUCUCAAACUUGGAGAAUCAAAUUGAGGACAUGACAAAGGAGAUUGAUGAGUUGAAUUCCAAGAUCAAUCACAACACAAGGAAACAAGAUCUUAAUACUACUACCACAACAACAGGUGGUUCACUACCAAAGAAGAACACUCUCUUUGGAGGUGCUCAUCAUACUUUGUCAACUUCAAAGAAUCAAUCCCAUAGUGUUCCAAAGACUCAACAGAGCAACAAGUCAAGUGUACAAGGUAACUUCCUGUUGGGGACUCACAACCAUGGACCAUCGGUGACCACCAACAAUACCAACCUGAUCUCAAUCCCCUCCAAUGCACUCAGACCAAACAAUCUGAGUCUCAAACAGUCAAAGAAAUAG